This is a messenger RNA of Rotaria socialis, 1773 nucleotides long. NCBI's taxonomy places the organism in Eukaryota, Metazoa, Rotifera, Eurotatoria, Philodinida, Philodinidae. The record is from the annotation of a GenBank genome assembly.
AUGUCAGUGAGCAUCAACGACGCCGAAAGUCAAGUCCUGCUCGGUAUUCAAAUAACAAACACUAUUGUGUUGCUUAAUAUCAAUCAAACAAGUACAACGUUUCUGUUACCACCGCAGACGCUCUCAAACGGAAAGGGAAUAGGAAUGGGUAAAACAGUCGACUGGCUCGAUGAGAAUACUUCUCUAGUCCUAGUUAAUACAUAUUCUCUCAGUUACGUUUGGUCAGCAUCACAAAUUUUUACCUAUAAUAUGAACACCAAUCAUAACUUCACCAUCGUGUCUAUUAUACCGAACACUCAGCAAACAUUGGCGCCUGGAAUCGGUCCUAUUUUAAUCUCACUUGUUGGUACUCAAAGCGGUGUGAUAAUACUGUUAGAUUCACAAGGCAAUUAUUACAUCAUUCUCCCAACACCUCUUGGUGACACUUCAGACACUAGCACUAACUUAGUUUCAUCAAAUUUACCAUGCAUGCCUGGUACUUUCAGCUCCGCUUUUAAUAUCCAGCCGUGCUCGCUUUGCCCUGAGAAUUACAGUACAUUUGGCUUAACUGGUCAAGUAUCCUGUGAGCUAUGUGCCAGUAAUGCUUUUUGUCCGCUGGGAGCAGCCUUCGGAAAUGUCAGCGCGUCUUCUUUACUUACAAGUACCAAUCAAGCAGCAGCCUAUCCUUUGCCACCCCAGUCGGUUCAAUUCGAGAAUAUUCUAAUGGAAAAUAUGUUUACUAUUAGUUUCUCUUCAUCCAAUCGUUGUCUGCUCGUAUCACCCUUAUUUUGGGUAUUGAUCAGUAUGUUAUUAGGUAUACUCAUCGCACUUGUUAUGACCAUUCUCAAAUACUGCGCCACUCAUCCUCUAGGAAAGAAAACACGAAGGGGACUCAAACAAUUUUUCAAGCACUUCGAUCUUAUUGGUGAAGGCGAUUUGUGGAUAGGUGGUAUAGCUAGUUUUGCUAUUCUUAUCCUAGUUAUAUUCGCCUAUGUGUUCAGUAAUGGCUACUUUUAUCGUUAUCCCAUCGAAAAAAUCAGUGGUAAUGCUACAUUUGCUUGUGAUCUAACCUUAUCGAACGCUCAAUUCAGUACCCGCUUGAUGUCUCUGAUGGUUUCUCCAAAAGCCGAUGAAUUACCCAUAUUUGAACUUCUCAACGCUCAGCUAUUUACACUGCAUGUUGACUUUGUCAAUACAUUUUUUUCAUGCACGGAUGUGACCCUAACACAAAUCAAAGACAUAAAUCUACCUCUGCCAAUUUCGUCCUGUAAUAGCAGCGAUGGCAGCUUAUCACUUGCAGCUAUUUUACCAUCACAUGGUGUGAAUUUACAGUUUCUGCUCGCUGGUAUCAAUACUAUCGGUGGUAUUCGUCUAGCCCUUGAAGGAUCGGGUACUCAACAGGAGAAUGACAUUCUCCAGGCUAGUUACACGCUUGUCGAUAUCACAUUUGCACAGGCAUUUUCAGCUUCUGGUCUUCUUCUCACACAACAGCCAUCGUUCACAUUUCAGCUCACUAAAAUGAUUAAUCGCACUUAUCCACUUACUGAAGACGGCCAGACACAAUUGAGUGGUAUUUGGAUGCCUUACGUUUCGACUGAUAUCAAUGAUAUCUUUGUUAAUGAAAAUGAUGAUCAAGAAGAAAAUUCAUGUACCGGUGGAUUACGUGUUGUAAGUAAACAAUCAAAUGAACUUUGUAGUGUUGCAUUCGAUAAAUUAAUGGUACGAGUGAAGUCUGUUUUGAGAUUGAAUAGCUUCAUGGAUGCAUCACUAGCUGGUGUUCGUAAUGAAACAUAG